Messenger RNA from Aspergillus alliaceus, 585 nucleotides. RefSeq lists its product as uncharacterized. The record is from RefSeq and is a predicted model, not a curated record. The transcript has a single exon. NCBI's taxonomy places the organism in Eukaryota, Fungi, Ascomycota, Eurotiomycetes, Eurotiales, Aspergillaceae. The coding region runs from base 72 to 314 and encodes 80 amino acids.
CAAAUUAUGACGCUUGCUGCCUAUAUGACAAGUCCCUAAGUGGUACAGGCUAUGCCGGCAGUACUCAAUUUAUGUACCGGUGUGGAAACUUUCCAGAUCCACACGGCGCAAAAGUGAUGAACACUGUCAGCAGCAUACAAGACUGUGCAGAGUUCUGUGCGAAGGACACUGGCUGCGCAGCAGGGGUAUGGGACUAUCGGGGCCACGGUACAUGCUAUACAACAACUGAAAUAAAGGCGAUGGAGCCGGAUCAGUUUAUGGUUCUGCUAGAGAAAAACGAGUCUAAUUGCCAGGACGAUGGAAGAUACUCUUGAGAAGUGCCAGGCUGCAGAGACACAGCAGGAAUAGGAGAAAGAGGCGUUGGAUAAAGCGCUUCAAACCUGGAGGUCUGGAGAAAUACCCAAUGACCACAGCUCGCUAUGCCCCACAAAAACUGCACAGUAUUCCUUCAAAACAGGAAGCAUCAAAACCCGCAAAUAUUGCGGGUUUUCGUUGAAGGGCUCUGGCGGGAUGUCGAAUCUUAAUUUAACGCCAUUCACAGCAUGUUUUGAAUAUUGCUCCAAGUACUCAUGCACGGCAAUUGCC